Molecule: messenger RNA, 1473 nt
Organism: Aspergillus bombycis
Lineage: Eukaryota; Fungi; Ascomycota; Eurotiomycetes; Eurotiales; Aspergillaceae
Gene: mmm1
Product: ERMES complex subunit MMM1
Exons: 3
Coding region: 1-1473 (490 amino acids)
Biological process (GO): phospholipid transport; mitochondrion organization
Cellular component (GO): ERMES complex; endoplasmic reticulum
Molecular function (GO): lipid binding
Source: RefSeq, a predicted model, not a curated record
AUGACAUUUCAGCAAAAUGAACCCUCGGCCGUUCCGGCGCAAUCCUCUCUAUCCUUCACUCAGGGAUUCCUUCUAGGGCAGCUCUCCGUUGUACUGCUAAUCGGUGCCUUCAUCAAGUUCUUCAUUUUCGGCGAAGCUCCUCCACCGCCGUCCCGCGGCCUUUCUCACCGCGCUUCAACCCACAGACGCUCCAAUUCGAUCUACGCCAUAAACCCUAAUGAAGGAACAUCUAGAUCGCUGAGAGAAAAACCGUCCACGUCCAACGUUCUUCGUCCAGUGCCGUCAUCCUCUACCAACACUCGAUCCAUUCUUCGGAAAACCUACUACAGCGCUAUCCCUACAAACCCCUCGGGAAAGCAUGGCCGCCAUAGGAUCCAUCAUUCCUCGCAUCAGCCGGAAUCGCUGGAUUGGUUCAAUGUAUUGAUCGCACAAACUAUUGCGCAGUAUAGGCAAACGGCGUACUUGCUGAAAGAUGACCCUACGUCCUCGAUCCUCAGUUCGCUGACUGCGGCAUUGAACAACCCAGAAAAGAAGCCUUCCUUCAUAGACAAGAUCGCGGUGACGGAUAUAUCCUUAGGCGAAGAGUUUCCAAUCUUCAGCAAUUGUCGUAUCAUUGCUGUGGACGAUCCCAACUCUGACGGCGGAAGGCUUCAGGCAUUGUUGGACGUCGACUUAAGUGAUGACAAUCUCUCUAUUGCUGUAGAGACCUCCCUUCUCUUGAACUACCCCAAACCUUGCUCGGCCAUUCUUCCGGUGGCUCUAUCUAUCUCCGUUGUACGGUUUUCAGGGACAUUGUGCAUAUCUCUGGUCCCAGCAUCCACGCCUCCCCUUCACACACCGUCACCUUCACCGUCACCCCCAACUGCAGAUGGGGCUGCUAAUACACGAACACAGCCUACCAAUGGGUCAGGAGACCCUGCUCAGGAUCCCCCUAACGCACAAGAAGAGUCUCCGCCAAAAACCAGCCCGAAAAGCAACGUCGCGUUCUCAUUCCUCCCUGACUAUCGACUCGACCUCUCAGUGCGGUCACUCAUUGGCUCCCGUAGCAGGCUUCAGGAUGUACCCAAAGUCGCUCAACUGGUGGAAGCCCGUGUUCAUUCAUGGUUCGAGGAACGUGUAGUAGAACCCCGAGUGCAAGUGGUAGGCUUGCCGGAUCUCUGGCCUCGCAUGGGCCGGACAGGCGUACGGACAGAAGACUCGGAAACUGGCUCUAACGCAGCAUCACGGUCCGCUAUGUCUGCCGAUAUGGGGAAUCCACUUCGAGCCGAUGACAUCGGUAGGGAACCAGACGGGCUGAGAUUCCGAGGAAUGGGGGCACGGCCACCGUUCGACACUGUCUCACAAACGAGUAGCUUCAAUGUCGAGACAGGUGGAUUUCGCAGCCAUAGCAUGACCCGAGAGGGAAGCGGUGGUGGCAUGAGUGAUGACUUUCAAAUGCCUGGCACUUUACCUGGAGGUGCGGCCGCUAACUAA